AUGCAGAAAGACAAGGCCAAAGAUAACUAUAGCUUUGGUGUUGCGGAUAUUUGUACUCUCUCUACUGGGUUGGAAGAUGCUAACAUUCGAGAUAUUCCGGGAAUAGCAAAAAUUCUUGGAACAAUGGUUUCCUUGGUUGGGGUUAUGACCAUGAAAAUAUACAAAGGACCUGUUGUGAAAAACUUAGGGCUUACUCUCAUCUACAUCGACAGAGGGAACGGUGUUGUCCACUCGAACUGGUUGAAAGGCUCGAUUCUCACUGCUGCUAGCUGCAUUACAUGGUCAAUAUGGUACAUCAUGCAGGCUUACACUUUGAGAGGAUAUCCAGCACAACUGUCACUGACUACAUGGAUGAGUUUUAUCGGUGCAACACAAUCAGGUUUCUACACAGAAAUAGUGGUCUCUGGUUUAGUAGUCUACAUGCAACUCUGGUGCACUGAGCAAAAGGGACCUAUUUUCGCAAUGGUGUUCAACCCACUCUCAACCAUACUAGUUGCAGUUCUAGCAUAUUUCGUCCUUGGUGAAAAGCUCUAUACAGGCAGUGAAAAUUCUGGCUCCGCCACUGGUCUCUGCCCUUCAUAUGGUGAGAAACAACAUGACUUCCAUACCUAA
Nicotiana tabacum (common tobacco) is the source of this 612-nucleotide messenger RNA. NCBI's taxonomy places the organism in Eukaryota, Viridiplantae, Streptophyta, Magnoliopsida, Solanales, Solanaceae. The record is from RefSeq and is a predicted model, not a curated record.